Messenger RNA from Aspergillus calidoustus, 1636 nucleotides. The record is from the annotation of a GenBank genome assembly. Lineage: Eukaryota; Fungi; Ascomycota; Eurotiomycetes; Eurotiales; Aspergillaceae.
CAGCCGAGCAGUUCGCCCAGGAAUUGAGGCCUUGUAUAAGAAUAGCACCUGGCGCUGCUACACAGGAUUAGAGAUUCUUCUUAAUAUCUUUCUACCCCAGGUUGACUCCAUCCAAACGAUUGCUCUAACUAGAACGAACCCUUGUCCUCCUCACUGCGCUCCAUCGCGACCUUGAUUGCGGGGUAUACCUCAAUCCUUCUAGGCUGAAGUUGGAAGAUUACCUAGGGUAGCCUGCCGCCGCUUUACUUAAGAGCUAUGGGUUCCCCCGUUUCCCGUUCAAAGGACCCCUCAGUCCCCGAGAAGUUGGAACGUUUUUCGCACUCAUGGAAACGAUAUUCCAGCAUGCUACGAAUCGUCUCAUCCACCCUGUUGCGACAGCCCUCACAGCUGGCAGAUGGCCACCUGCAUACGGUUUGGUUGCUCGACAAUACAGCUUAUCGGCACCCGGCUUCGCAUGUAUCUGGUGAACCUCACUCAUGGCGAGUAGAGGUUGUGGCUUGUGUAUUUCGAAAGGAUAGCCGACGAGACAUUAGCAAGUUUGUCGCCGUGAUUGCAGACCUCGCUGGACUCGACGGGGAGUUGGGCACGGAGAAGGAAAUACGACGUCGAAUUGCGCGGCGCUUGCAACCUUUCCUGUACCAUAUAGUGCCAGAGCAUUAUAUGAUGCUUGAAAUACCCCUACCUAACCACACCACCCAAAUCCAUAAAAUCGGACCAACAGAAGAAAACGGCAUCGUAUCGCAAGUCAUUAAUACCGGUGUCCGCCAAGUCGCCGACGGAGCCCGAGUACGUUCUCAUGUCCGUGGAGUGAGAGAAAAGGCAUAUAUGGAAACAGCCUUUGCCGGUCCUGAAGGCUGGCUGGUCGUAUCCGACGUUGACGAUACUAUCAAAUAUACCAAGACCUCAGACACCACUGGAAUACUCCGCACAACGUUUGCCGAAGAACCAAGACCAAUCACUGGAAUGCCCCAACUGUAUUCUCGUCUCGAGAGGCAUUUUGAGCCGACAUGGUUUUACCUUUCUGCUUCACCUUACAAUCUCUAUCCUUUCCUCCGUGGUUUCCUCCGUGACCAUUUCAGCCCCGGAACACUCAUCCUUCGGGAUUCUUCCUGGCUCGACAUUAGUGAACUAGUCAAAUCGUUCACCGUCAACACACUGGAAUACAAGGUAGACCGCAUCAGAAAGAUCCGGCGAUGGUUUCCGCAUCGGCGAGCUCUCUGUAUUGGAGACUCCACCCAAACCGAUCCCGAGGCAUAUGCGGAGAUCUAUAGACGACAUCCUGAGUGGGUCCAUGCCAUUCUCAUCAGAAAAGUCAUGGAUGUGCCCCAUAUGGAAGAGCAAAACUCGCCGGCGAGAUUCGCAGAAGCUUUCAAGGGUGUUCCAAAACACAUCUGGAGGGUUUUCGAACAACCCAGAGAGUUAUAUAGCGUGCUUGACGAGAUCAGAGCGAGAGAAAAUGCCAGCUUCUCUCCUUAGACAUCAGAUACCCAUGUCUUGGUCGUCAAUACUCAUUUUGAUUUGUCUUUGUCAGUCAUGACUCGGGUGUUGAUCAAAACUGAUGUCGAAGUCUGUUACGUCAACGCAACGUUUCAAGACAGUGGCGAACCCAACACAACUUUAUAUCGGCUGUUCCCGA